AUGAGCCCCGCGCGGGGCCGGGCGGCGGCGGUGGCGGCGGCCGGGGCGCUCCGGCGGAGCGGCGGGAGCGCGACCCCGCCCCGCGGGCGGAGCAGGGGGCGCGCAUCGCCCCGCGGAGCGCCCGCUCCGCCGCCCGCCCGGCAUCUCUUCAGAGAUCCCGCUGAGGUCGAGGCCCUGCGCCGGAAUCUGCUCGCCUGGUACGAUCGAUGCAAGCGGGACCUUCCCUGGAGGGCGCUGGCAGCGGCGGAGCCGGAUGCCGACAGACGGGGAUAUGCAGUGUGGGUGUCUGAGAUCAUGCUCCAGCAGACACAGGUGGCUACGGUGAUCGACUACUACACCCGCUGGAUGCAGAAGUGGCCAACACUGCAGGCUCUGGCUCAGGCCUCCCUGGAGGAGGUGAACGAGCUGUGGGCUGGGCUUGGCUACUACUCCAGAGGGAAGCGUCUGCAGGAAGCAGCAAGGAAGGUGGUGUCCGAGCUGGCUGGUCAGAUGCCCAGGACAGCUGAGGAGCUGCAGAAGCUGCUGCCGGGGGUGGGCCGAUACACGGCGGGAGCCAUCGCGUCCAUCUCGUACGGACAGCUUGACCUGUGGGUUGGCCUCCUGUGUGUCCCUUUCCAUCCUGGGAGCAUCCCAGCUCCCUUCUUUGUCCGGAGCACAUCCCAGCAUGGUAAUGCCAGCUCCUGGUGCCAGGCUACGGGAGUUGUGGAUGGGAACGUGAUCCGGGUCCUGUGCCGCCUGCGAUGUGUUGGUGCCGACUCCAGCAGCCCAGCUGUCAUCGACUGGCUCUGGGACAUGGCCAAUGUCCUGGUGGACAGGAGUCGCCCAGGGGAUUUUAACCAAGCCUUGAUGGAGCUGGGGGCAACUGUGUGUGUGCCCAAGUCCCCACUGUGUGGGGAGUGCCCGGUGAAGCAGCACUGCCAAGCAUGGCGCAGAGUGGAGAAGGAGCUGGCCUUCGCCUCUCAGAAGCUGUUUGGAAAAGCCCCCCCAGUGCCCGAUGUUGAGGACUGUGGUGUUGGGGACUGUCCCCUGUGCCCCCCAACCACAGAGCCAUGGGACAGCAGCCUGGGGGUGACCAACUUUCCCCGGAAAGCAGCGAAGAAGCCGCCGCGGGCGAUGCGAACAGCCACGUGUGUGCUGGAGAGGAGGGGCUGCCACGGGGCCCCAGAAUACCUCAUUGUGCAGAGACCCAGCUCAGGUCUCCUGGCUGGACUCUGGGAGUUCCCAAGUGUCCCACUGGCUCAAGAUCUGCAGGAGGAGAAGGAGAGGGAGGAGCUGGCUGAUCACCUCCAGGCCUGGAUGGGGCGGCCCAUGGCAGCAAAAGGCCUGCAGUUUAUUGGAGAGGUCAUCCACAUCUUCUCCCACAUCCACCAGACUUAUGUGGUCUACUCCCUGCACCUAGAUGGGGAUGUCACCCUGGACCCUGCCUUGUCCCCAUCCCGCUGGGUGACAGAGGAUGAGUUCCAUGCCUCAGCCGUGUCCACAGCCAUGAAGAAGGUGCUGAAAGCUCACGAGAAGCAGCGCAGGAAGGAGAGCAGGCCUGUCAAGGGCUCCAAGCGGAAGCGGGGGGCCGAGGCACCGGGAGCAGGCAGCCCCCGCCCUGGGACACAGCUCUCCCUCCGUGCCUUUCUCCGGGCACCGACGGCCCCGUGAGGGCACCAGCCUUCCUCGUGUGAGAGCCCAGAGCCCCUCGCUGGGGUCAGUCCUGCCCAGGGCGUGGCAGCACUGGCCCUGUGCCGUAGCAAGCCCAGGACAUGGCUCUACAAUGGUCUCUCACUCUUCCUCUCCCUUGCCUCCCCCGUGGGCAUUGUGCCUGGAUGUGGCCGCUGGUCCUGGAUUAAUCCUGGAGCCAGACCUGCCCUCCCUCCUUGGCUGGAGCCCUCCUGGGCUAUUUGGCCCUGUACUGCCACCACUUUGGCACUGUGGACUCAGGGCAGCAGCGCUUCCUCUCCAGCAGUGGGAAGGUUGUGGCCACAUGGCUCCUGCAGCCCUGUCCCCUGCCUACAUCUCAUGCCCCUGUCAGUGACUGGGGAUGCUGCUGUACCCUCCCUUGUUUUUACUGUACCUGAAAAUAAAUCUCAAGUGUGUGGGUUUUUUAA
Messenger RNA from Agelaius phoeniceus (red-winged blackbird), 2096 nucleotides. The record is from RefSeq and is a predicted model, not a curated record. Lineage: Eukaryota; Metazoa; Chordata; Aves; Passeriformes; Icteridae.